AUGUCAAGAGCUGUGCGACGACCAACUUUUCGUGCAGGUCUACAUGCUGAGUAUAUACCUAAUUCUCCAUUAUCGUCUCAUUAUGUUCAAGUUAUUAGUAACAGACAUCAAUCGACAUUGACUGAAGUUCCAAAUUUUGUAAUAGUCGAAUCCAACGAUGAACUUCGUCAAGUACCAGAUAUUAACACCAAAUCUGAAAUAUUUUCUGAAGAAAUCGAGAAAACAAAAGAAAAAGACACUGAUCAAUCAUCACCAUAG
Adineta ricciae is the source of this 258-nucleotide messenger RNA. The record is from the annotation of a GenBank genome assembly. Lineage: Eukaryota; Metazoa; Rotifera; Eurotatoria; Adinetida; Adinetidae.